Molecule: messenger RNA, 14305 nt
Organism: Salpingoeca rosetta
Lineage: Eukaryota; Choanoflagellata; Craspedida; Salpingoecidae
Product: dynein cytoplasmic 1 heavy chain 1
Exons: 13
Coding region: 197-13936 (4579 amino acids)
Biological process (GO): microtubule-based movement
Cellular component (GO): dynein complex
Molecular function (GO): dynein light intermediate chain binding; minus-end-directed microtubule motor activity; ATP binding
Source: RefSeq, a predicted model, not a curated record
CGCUUCUCCUCCGCCACUGCAACGACGACGGAGAAGGCUCGCUCGCUUCUUGCUUGCUUGCUUGCUUCUUUGUGUGCAUUGCUGUAGAGUGGACUGAAGUUCAGAGACAAGAGGAGAAGUAGAGGAGGAAGAGGAAGCGUGUUGGGAACGAGAGACGGCACUCCGCAGGCGCAGCAGCAGCAGCAGCAGCAGCGCGAUGAGUGCGGAGGAGCUGAACGGCACGGAUCAUGUUGCCGAGGUCAUUGAUACCAAAGAGAUUGUGGACUAUCUUCGCGAUGUUGUGCCACUUCUACUUGGUGGCGGCGAAGCCAGCCUCGCUGACACGCUGGCAGAGGCAGAGCCACUCCUCACCAGCUUUGCCGCCGAUCCAAACAAGCGAGCGCUCAUGGUCCACCGAAACACAGGCAAAAGUGACCAAGACGACCAACAAGAGAUCAUCAUCACGGAUGAGAUCAAGAGCUUAGGUGCAAGCUACGCAGCAUGUGCCUUUGUGAAGAAGAAUCCCAAAGACCCGCUCGCGCCCAACGAUCUGGCGCUGCAGCUGCACUGUGUUGUCUUCUCUGACGGCAAGCCGUUUGGGAUGCUGCAUGCGCUGGUGCAGCAAUACGUACAACCAUUCUUCAACAGCCUGGCAAAAGGGUCCGGUGCUGCCGACAAGGAGAGCAUCAAGCCUGCGAGCAAGGCCAUCAACGAGCUGGAAACACUCCUCUCGCAUCUGCAGCAGGAUACAGACAUUCCCCAGAUUGAGAUUGUGCCUGAGAAGGCCAUCGCCGCCGCGGUCUCCGAGGCGCGAAAGGCCGGUCGCAGCCCGACGCUUGCUGACAUGGGGGACUUGGUGCACGACGACGCGUACGUCAAGUCGCUUGAGCGGGUGGUGCUGCGCUGGAUCAAGGACAUUCAGCAGGUCACCCGCCUCGAACGCGACCUCUCCACAGGCAGCGCGCGCCAGGAAAUCAGGUUCUGGCUGUCGAUGGAGCGCGCACUGUCGCAGCUAAAGGUGCGGCUGGCCGAGGACGACGUGACGCUGACGCUGGCAGUGCUGCGGGAGGCCAAGCGACUGACCAUCCUCAAGAGCUUUGAGACAGACACCAACCUGUCCAUGUACGACACCGUGCUGGACUACAACACGCUGAUGAAGGACUUCCCGAUCAACGCCAUCCUCAUUGCCACGGACAUCAAGAAGCUUGUGGAGGCCAUGCUGGAGGUGUUCCAGCACAUGAAGAAGGUGAAGCACACGCGGUACCCGCGCGAGCGGUUUAUUGAGCUCAUCAAGGCCAUCUCCCGCGACGUCAACAGCCAGCUGCUCAAGAUCCUCUCCAAGAAGAAGCUCAUGCACAUGCCCAUCCCCGAGUUUGAGAACCUGUACAACCAGUGCAACCAGCUCUUCCGCGAGUGGAACGACAAGUCCGACUUCCGCACCAUCAUCCAGGAGCUGCGCAGCACCCAGCGCGGCGGGCGGGCCACUGCUCGGCGUGUGGUCCCCGAGCACAAGGCCCUGCAGGAGCGGCUUGCCCUCGUGCACGACUUUCGGCUGCGCCAUGACGACCUCAAACAGCGCAUCUCCGUGGUGCUGAAGCAGCGCGGGAUUGAGCCCGACGCGGACGAGGACAACGCGCUGGCCGAGGUGGAGAACGCGUACGACGAGAUGCGCAGCGUGGACGUGCUUGACCUGGAGGAGGAGGGCCAGCGGGCGUGGGACCGCGCCUGCGAGAGCUAUGAGGCGCGCGUGAACCAGGUGGAGGACACCAUCAUCAAGCACCUGUGCCACGAGCUUGACCAUGCAGCCAAGUCGUCGGACAUGUUCCGCAUCUUCCGCCACUACUACGCGCUGCUGGACCGCCCGCGCAUCCGCAACGCCGUGCGCUCGUACCAGAAGCAGCUCAUGUCCAACGUCAAGGACGACAUUAUCGAGCUGCACAAGAAGUUCAAGAUGCAGUACCACAACAGCAACAACAGCCACAUGAGCGCGGCCCGCGACAUCCCGCCCACCUCUGGGCAGAUCAUCUGGAUGGCGCAGAUUGAGCGGCAGCUCGACGACUACCUGGAGCGCGUCGGGCACGUGCUCGGGCCCAACUGGAUGAAGCACGUGGACGGGCGCGAGCUGAAGGAGCGCGGCGAGACGUUCAAGGAGAAGCUGCGCCAGGCCAACCCGUACGACCUCUGGCUGCAGGAGAUUGAGACGCAGGACAUCACGUUCAAGAACACCAUCUUCGACAUUGAGCUGUUCCGCGGCGAGAAGACGCGCCUGGAGAUGUUUGUCAACUUCCACGAGCGCCUCAUCACCAUGGCCAAGGAGGUGCGCAUCAUGGGCUGGCUCAAGAACGUGCCCCGCGUGCCCAAGCUCGCCGUCGUCAAGGCCAAGAAGGCCAACAUGCUGUACCCGUAUGUCAUCUCCCUCAAGAACAGCAUCAAGACGUACUCCAUCGCCAUGAACCAGCUGGACGACAGGCCGCACCUCACCCCGCUCGUUGCGCGCUGGUACAACCGCGUGCACGACCAGAUUGCCUACGGCAUGGACCUCACCUGGGAGAGCCCCUUGGAGGCGUAUGCGUACGAGCUCUCACGAAACGUCACCGAGCUGCACCGCCGCGUGCAGGCGCUCUUUGGCUAUGACGACCGCAUCAAGAAGAUGCUCACCUCCCUCACCACCUGCGACUACAGCAACAAGAAAUUCCAAGAUUUGAUCAAGCGUGGGCAGGACGUGUUGAACAAGAUGAAGGCCGAGAAGUACGUCAACCUGCAGCAGUGGUGUGAUGACCUGAAUGCGCAGGUGGAGCAGAAGCUCGCGGCACGCCUGCACCACGCGCUCGUAGCGUGGACCAAGGCGCUCGCCCACGCCUCUCGUGCAGCGGAGAGCUGGGACGCGGACGUGGAGGACGACGAGGACCUGCCCGAGAUUGCACGCGCCAAGCACGAGCUGCAGAUUCGCAACCAGGUGAUCAUGCUCACCCCACCGGUGGAGAGCGCACGCCAGGCUUUGGUGCAGCAGCUGCAGGUGCACCUGUCCGUGGUCACCAGCCUCGCCCGCCUGCACACGGACCCGCUUGACACGGCCAACGCCACCAAGUCUGUGGCCAAGUACGGCAAUCUGCUGGCCAAGCUGCCCAACGACGGCGCCGACCUGGUGCAGGCGCACCGGCUGAUUGACGUGGAGACGGGCAAGGUUGACGCGUACGUGGGCGAGUGGCUGCAGUACCAGUCGCUGUGGGACCUGCAGAUGGAGAACGUGUUUGCCUCCCUCGGUGACGACCUCAUGGCGUGGCAGCAGCUGCUCACGGAGAUCAAGCGCGCGCGCCGCCACUUUGACACGUCCGAGACGAGCAAGGCGCUGGCGGCGGUGGACAUUGAGUACAGCCAGGUGCAGACGCGCGUGGCCAUGAAGUACGACGCCAUCCACCGCGAGAUUAUCGGCCACUUUGCCACGUCCAUGGCCGACCACAUGUCCCGCUUCUACAACGAGGUGCACGGCCUGCGGGAGAAGCUGGAGGCCAUGUCGCUGGAGGCUGCCAAGACAUCCGACAGCAUCACCUACAUUGGCGUCAUCCAGGGCGCCAAGAAGCGCGUCAAGCCGCUCACCGCCCAGUUUGAGUGCUUCGUCUCUGGCGAGAAGCUGCUGGAGCGGCAGCGGUUCCCCUUCCCCAGCGACUGGCUGCGCGUGCAGCAGCUCGAGGGCGAGUGGGAGGCGUUCCUGAGCAUCCUGGAGCGCAGGCACACGGCCAUUGCGGGCCAGGUGACCAGCCUGCAGAUGCGCGUCGUCUCCGAGGAGCGGCAGAUUGAGGCGCAGAUUGCGGAGCUGGUGGCGGACUGGGACAAGAACAAGCCCAUGGGCGGCGACGUCAACCCGGCCGAGGCCGUCAACGUGCUCAACAUCUUCCAGGGCAGGUUCACCCGCCUCAGGGACGAGUACGAGAACCUGGUGCGCGCCAAGACGGCGCUCGACCUGGACAUCAAGGAGGACACGCGGCUGCCCUCGCGCAUGGAGGAGCUGAUGGAGCUCAAGGGCUCCUGGCACGACCUGUCGCGCGUCGUGGAGCACAUGUCCGACCUCAAGGCCACGGAGUGGGGCGCCGUCGUGCCCACCAAGCUGCGCAGCCAGCUCAACGGCAUCGUGGACGAGCUCAAGCGCAUGCCCGCGCGCGUCAAGUCGUACGAGGCCUACGAGUACCUGCUGCAGCAGGCGCGCUCCUACAUCAAGGUCAACGAGACCAUCAGCGUGCUGCGCGGCGACACGCUCACCAGCCGCCACUGGAAGAUGCUCACCUCGGAGCUGGGCGUGUCGUGGGACAUGGUCACGCUCACGCUGGGCCAGGUGUGGGCGGUGGACCUGGAGCGCAACGCAGAGGCCAUCAACCGCGUCGUGCUGCAGGCGCAGGGCGAGAAGGCGCUGGAGGUGUUCCUGAAGCAGAUCAAGGAGGCCUGGCAGGCGUACGAGCUGGAGAUGGUCAACUACCAGAACAAAACCAAGCUCAUCAAGGGCUGGGACGACCUCUUCACGCUGGCCAAGGACCACAUCAACAACCUGGCGCAGAUGAAGCUGUCCCCUUACUACAAGGUGUUUGAGGAGGAGGCCCUGGCCUGGGAAAACCGCCUCAACACCCUGUACACCCUCUUCUACGACGUGUGGAUCGACGUGCAGCGCCAGUGGGUGUACCUGGAGGGCAUCUUCACCGGCAGCGCUGACCUCAAGGUCCUCCUGCCCACGGAGACAAACAAGUUUAUGGGCCUGAGCAACGAGUUUGUGGCGCUGAUGCGCAAGGUGUCCAAGAACCCGAUGGUGCUGGAGGUGCUCAACAUCCCCAACCUCGAGCGCACGCUGCACCACUUCAAGGACGUCCUGGACAAGAUCCAGAAGGCGCUGAGCAAGUACCUGGAGCAGGAGCGCGCGUCGUUCCCGCGCUUCUACUUUGUGGGCGACGAGGACCUGCUUGACAUUAUCGGCAACGGCAAGAACGUGGACCGCAUCCAGAAGCACUUCCGCAAGAUGUUCGCGGGCCUGAACAGCGUCGAGCUGACGGAGCAGGGCGACGCCGCAAAGGCGCUGCUCUCGCGCGAGGGCGAGGUGGUCCCCUUCACCAACAACGUGCAGGUGAAGGACAGGAAGAUCAACGCCUGGCUCACCGCGCUGGAGGAGGAGAUGAAGGUGGCGCUGGCCUCGCUGCUCAACCGCUCCACCACGCAGAUCAAGCACCUGGCCACCUCCUUUGAGCUCUCCUCCUACCUCAAGUGGCUCGACGCCUUCCAGGCGCAGAUUGUCGUGCUCAGCGCGCAGGUGGCGUGGUCCGAGAGCGUGCAGCAGGCGCUCGUCUCGGGCGGCGGCAAGCAGGGCUUGAAGGAGCAACUGGACGCCGUCAUCACCACCCUCAACGCCCUGGCCGACACGGUGCUGCAGCACCAGCCGCCCAUCCGCCGCAAGAAGCUGGAGCAGAUGAUCACGGAGCUCGUGCACAAGCGCGACCUCACCCGCGGCCUCAUUGACGAGCGCGUGGCGGCCGUCACCGACUUUAGGUGGUUGCAGAACAUGCGCUUUGAGUUUGACGCGUACAACACGGACGUGCUGCAGCAGCUGUCCAUCAAGAUGGCGGACGUGAGCCUCUUCUACGGGUUUGAGUACCUGGGGCUCGUGGACAAGCUUGUGCAGACGCCGCUCACGGACCGCUGCUUCCUCACCAUGACACAGGCCCUCGCUGCCCGGCAGGGCGGCAGCCCCUUUGGCCCCGCAGGCACGGGCAAGACGGAGUCUGUCAAGGCGCUUGGCGCGCAGCUGGGCCGCUUCGUGCUGGUGUUCAACUGCGACGAGACGUUUGACAACCACGCCAUGGGCCGCAUCUUCGUGGGCCUGUGCCAGGUGGGCGCGUGGGGCUGCUUUGACGAGUUCAACCGCCUGGAGGAGAGCAUGCUCUCGGCGGUGUCGCAGCAGAUUGAGAGCAUCCAGCUGGCCAUCAAGGCCGGCGGCAUGCUGGAGGGCGAGGCCGCCCGCCAGGCCAUGACCGUGUCGCUUCAAGGCCGCACCGUGUCCGUGAACCCGAGCAUGGCCAUCUUCAUCACCAUGAACCCGGGCUACGCGGGCCGCUCCCCGCUACCGGACAACCUCAAGAAGCUCUUCCGCAACCUGGCCAUGACCAAGCCGGACAGGCAGCUGAUUGCCCAGGUUAUGCUCUUCUCGCAGGGGUUCCGCACCGCGGAGCAGCUCUCGCGCAAGGUCGUACCCCUGUUCAUCCUGUGCCAGGAGCAGCUCUCCGCGCAGUCGCACUACGACUUUGGCCUGCGCUCCCUCAAGGCCGUGCUCGUCAGCGCGGGCAACAUCAAGCGCGAGCGCCUGGCCGCGCUGCGCCAGAAGAUGCGGGAGGAGCGCGGCAGCGUGGAUGAGGAGGAAGUGGCCUCCGCCAUUGACGAGCAGGAGGUGGUAAUUCAGAGCAUCACCCAGACCAUGAUCCCCAAGCUGGUGGCCCAGGACAUCCCCUUGCUGGACAGCCUGCUGACCGACGUGUUCCCCGGGGUGCAGCGGCCCGAAAUUCCGCUGGCCGAACUGGAGGCCAAGAUCCUGGAGGUGUGCGAGGAGCAGCACUACGUGCCCUCGAAGACGUGGCUCAACAAGGUGCUGCAGGUGUACCAGGUGACGCAGCUCAACCACGGGCUGAUGCUGGUCGGCCCCUCUGGCGUCGGCAAGUCGGUUGCCUGGCGCGUGCUGCUGGAGGCCCUGCGGCGCCUGGAGCAGAGGGAGGCCGAGGAGUACGUGAUUGACCCCAAGGCCAUCACCAAGGAGGAGCUGUACGGCUUCCUCGACCCGACCACGCGCGAGUGGACAGACGGCCUGUUCACCUCCAUCGUGCGCAAGGUGAUUGACGACGUGCGUGGCGAGCGCAAUCGGCGCCAGUGGAUCAUCUUUGACGGCGACGUGGACCCGGAGUGGGUGGAGAACCUGAACAGCGUGCUGGACGACAACAAGCUGCUGACGCUGCCCAACGGCGAGCGGCUCAACCUGCCCAGCAACAUCCGCAUCCUGUUUGAGGUGCAGGACCUGAAGAACGCCACGCUGGCCACCGUCUCGCGCUGCGGCAUGAUCUGGUUCAGCGAGGACGUGCUCACGCUGCAGGUGCACUACAAGCGCUUCCUGCGGCUCCUGCGCAACGUGCCCGUGGACAGCGACAUGAGCCAGACGCAGGCAGACAAGGCCGAGGGCCUGGCUGCGCAGCGCAAGGUGGCCGACACGCUGGAGCCCUUCUUUGAGGAGGACGGCCUGGUCACGCGCUCCCUGCAGUACGCCAGGUCGCUGUUCCACGUGAUGGACUACACGGACGGCCGCUGCAUCAACGCACUCUUCAGCAUGCUCAACCAGACGGCGCGCUCCAUCACGGAGUACAACGCCACACACCCGGACUUCCAGCUCACGGAGGACCAGGUGAAGGAGUACACGAGCAAGCGCUUCAUGUACUCGCUCAUGUGGUGCCUCGUCGGCGACUCGCGCGGGGACGUGCGCACGGAGCUGAGCCGCUUCCUGACGGAGAGCACCACCGUGGAGCUGCCGCCCGUGGAGCAGGGCGCCAUCAUCGACUUCAAGGUCACCCUGCCGGACGCGCAGUGGCAGCCGUGGACCCACGACGUCCCGCGCAUCGAGAUUGAGGCGGAGAAGGUGUCCGGCACCAGCGUCGUCGUGCCCACCCUGGAUACGGUGCGCCACGAGGACCUGCUGUACACGUGGCUGAGCGAGCACCUGCCCAUUGUGCUUUGUGGCCCGCCGGGCUCCGGCAAGACCAUGACGCUGUUCAGCGCCCUGCGCGCACUGCCGCACUUUGAGGUGGCCGGCCUCAACUUCAGCAGCAGCACGACGCCCGAGCUGAUUAUGAAGACGUUUGACCAGUACUGCGAGUACCGCACAACGCCCAACGGCCUGGUGCUCGCGCCCGCGCAGCUCAACAAGUGGCUGGUCAUCUUCAUGGACGAGUGCAACCUGCCCGCACCCGACAAGUACAACACGGUGCGCGUGAUCACGUUCAUCCGCCAGCUGGUGGAGCACGGCGGGUUCUGGCGCACGGAGGACCGGCGCUGGGUCAAGCUGGAGCGCAUCCAGUUUGUUGGCGCGUGCAACCCGCCGACGGACCCUGGCCGCGUGCCGCUCGCCCACCGCUUUCUGCGCCACGUGCCCGUGGUGUACGUGGACUACCCCGGCGCGGAGUCCCUGCGCCAGAUUUACGGCACGUUCAACCGCGCCAUCCUGCGCAUGCACCCGUCGCUCGAGCGCUACGCGGACAACCUGACGGACGCCAUGGUGUCCUUCUACUCGCAGUCGCAGCGGCGGUUCACGGCGGACGUGCAGCCGCACUACAUCUACUCCCCGCGCGAGAUGACGCGCUGGGUGAAGGGCGUGGCGGAGGCCAUCACCCCGCUCGCCCGCAGCGGCACCCCGCUGGACCUGAACGGGCUGGUGCGCGUGUGGGCGCACGAGGCGCUGCGGCUGUUCCAGGACCGCCUGGUCGGCGACGACGAGCGGCAGUGGACGGACGAGAAGGUGGACGACGUGGCCAAGGAGCACUUCCCCGGCAUCGACAUGCGGGCGGCGCUGCAGCGGCCCAUCCUGUUCAGCGACUGGCUCACGCACGAGUACGGCCCCGUGGAUCAGGAGGACCUGCGCGAGUUUGUGCGGGAGAAGCUCAAGUCGUUUACGGAGGAGCAGGUGGACCUGAACCUGGUGCUGUUUGACGAGGUGCUGGACCACGUGCUGCGCAUCGACCGCGUGUUCCGCCAGAACCAGGGCCACAUGCUGCUCAUUGGCGUGAGCGGGUGCGGCCGCACAACGCUGUCCCGCUUUGUGGCAUGGAUGAACCAGCUCACCGUGGUGCAGAUCAAGUCGCACAACCUGUACACGCCCGACGACUUUGAUGCGGACCUGCGCGAGCUGCUCAAGCGCUCCGGUGUGGAGGGCGAGAAGAUUGUGUUCAUCCUGGACGAGUCGAACAUCACCGACACGGCGUUCCUGGAGCGCAUGAACACGCUGCUGGCCAACGGCGAGGUGCCGGGCCUGUUUGAAGGGGACGACUUUUCCGCCCUCAUGACCAAGUGCAAGGAGGCGUCGCGCCGGCAGAACCUGCACUUGGACGACAACGAGGAGCUCUACCGCUGGUUCUCCCAGAACGUCAUGGACAACCUGCACAUUGUGUUUACCAUGUGCCCGGCGGAAGGCGGCAUGCAGGACCGGGCGACCACCUCGCCCGCCCUCUUCAACCGCUGCGUGCUGGACUGGUUUGGCGACUGGCCCGACUCUGCGCUGUUCCGCGUGGCGGCCGAGCUCUCCGCGCAGGUGCCGCUCGCCAAGCCGGAGUACGAGCCGCCCAUGGACUUCCCCGUGGUGGUGGACGCCCUGCAGGACGCCACGCCGUCGCACGCGGACGCCGUGCACAACGCGGCCGUGUUUGUGCACAAGACGGCCAAGGCGGCUGCGCGGCAGCUGCUGAAGCAGGAGGGCCGCUCCACGGACAUCACGCCGCGCCACUUCCUGGAGUUUGUGGCGCAGCUGUCGCGCUUCCACACGGAGAAGCGCAAGGACCUGGAGGCGCAGAAGAGCCACCUGCUGAACGGCGUGACGAAGAUUGACGAGACGCGGGACACGGUCGCGGAGCUGCAGGUGACGCUGGCGGAGAAGAAGCAGCAGCUGGAGGCCAAGUCCAAGGCGGCCAAGGAGAAGCUGGACCUGAUGCUGAGCAAGAAGCAGGCGGCCAACGCCAAGCGCGAGGAGUCGCUGAACAUCGACAAGGAGCUGCAGGCGAAGCAGGAGCAGGCGGACGCGCGCAAGGCCGAGGUGGAGGCCGAGCUGGCGGCGGUUGCGCCCGCUGUUGAGGAAGCCAAGGCGGCCGUCAAGGGCAUCAAGAAGCGCGACCUGCAGGAGAUUCGCACGCUGGCCAAGCCGCCGCAGGCGGUGCAGGUGGCGCUGGAGGGCGUGGUGACGCUGCUGGGCAAGCACACGACCGACUGGAAGAAGAUCCGCAGCAUCAUCGCCCAGGACCACUUCACCUCGGACGUGAUGAACUUUGACUCCAACUCCAUCACCAGCAAGAUUAUGGGCAAGAUGGAGAGCUCGUACCUGACCAACGAGCUGUUUACGUUUGAGAAGGCCAACCGCGCCAGCAAGGCCGCAGGCCCGCUGGUCAAGUGGGCCAACGCGCAGAUGGCGUACGCAAAGCAGCUGCUGAAGGUGGAGCCGCUCAACAACGAGCUGCGGCAGCUGGAGGAGGAGUCGAUGGCCAUGCGGGAGCAGCAGGACGCGCUGCAGGUGCUGGUGGCGGAGCUCGAGGAGACCAUCAAGACGUACGAGGCGGAGUACGCCGUCCUCAUCAGCGAGCAGGAGGCCAUCAAGAACGACCUCACCACGGUGUCGGACAAGGUGUCGCGCAGCGAGAAGCUGCUGGAGAACCUGGCCAGCGAGAAGGACCGCUGGACGACGAGCGCCGCCGACUUUGACGCACAAAUGUCCACCAUCAUCGGCGACUGCCUCAUCAGCGCGGCGUUUGUUGGAUACGCGGGCUAUUUUGACCAGAGCUACCGCAGCGCCCUCCUCGCGCGUUGGAUCACGCACCUGUCCAAGGCGCGCAUCGAGUUCAAGCCGGGGGUCGAGGACGGCAUCCCGGAGUACCUGUCCUCCCCGGACGACCGGCUGCGCUGGAAGACAAACGCGCUGCCGGAGGACGAGCUGUGUUCGCAGAACGCGGUGAUGCUGAGCCGCAGCAUCCGCACGCCGCUGGUGAUUGACCCGGCGGGGCAGGCGGCUGAGUUUAUCAUGCGCGAGUACAACGCGGACAACAAGAUGGUGGUGACGUCGUUCCUGGACCCCGUGAAGCUGCGCAAGGACGUGGAGAGCGCCAUCCGGUUUGGCACGGACCUGCUGAUCCAGGACGCGGAGAAGUUUGAUGCGCUGCUGAACCCGAUCCUGACCAACGACGUGCAGCGCAAGGGCGGCCGCAUCAUGAUCAACCUGGCUGGCAAGGACAUUGACCUCUCGCCCACCUUCUCCAUGAAGCUCAUCACGAAGAACCCGGCGGUGCAGUUCCCCAUGGACAUUUGCAGCCGCGUCACGCUCAUCAACUUCACCGUCACGCCCGGGUCGCUGCAGACGCAGUGCCUGAACCAGGCGCUGCGGUACGAGCGGCCGGACGUUGACGAGCAGCGCACAGACCUGCUGCGGCAGCAGGGCGAGUUUAGGCUGGAGCUGCUCAACCUGGAGAACCAGCUGUUGGACGCGCUGAACAAGGCGGAGGGCAGCAUCCUGGACGACGACAAGGUCAUCACGCACCUGGAGAAGCUGAAGAACCGCGCCAUGGAGGUGCAGGCCAAGGUGGACGAGACAGACACGGUGAUGGCGACGGUGGAGAAGACGAGCCGCAUGUACCAGCCGCUGGCGCAGCGCUGCAGCUCCAUUUACUUCACGUUGCAGCAGAUGGCGCACAUGCACUUUCUCUACCAGUACUCGCUGCGCUUCUUCCUGGACAUUUUCCUGGAGACGCUGCAGGCGAACCCGCGGCUGGAGGGCCUGACAGACCACGACGAGCGGCUGCGCGUGAUCAAUGACAGCCUGUUCCAGUUUGUGUACGAGCGCGUUGCACCAGGCAUGAUGCACGAGCACCGCCUGCCACUUGCACUGACGUUUGCGCGCUUCCGCGUGGAGGGCACGGACGACCAGCUGCCGGAGAAGGACCUGCGCUACUUCCUCUCUGGCGGCGGCGUGCUGCUGGGCAAGUCCGACUUUGCCUUCCUGGUGCCGAGCGCGGCCACGGAGGAGCAGGCCAACGCGCUGCACCAGCUGCGCGACAACGUGCCGGCGUUUGGAGACCUCCUGGCGGAGAUCAAGGGCCACCAGGGUGAGUUUGCGCACUGGAUAGCGCUGGCGCGGCCGGAGCUUGAGCUGCCCAAGUUUGUGUCUGCGCUGCACAGCGACGCGCCGCAGUCUGUGCCGUACCGGCUGCUGCGGGAGCUGCUGUUCCUGCAGGCCGCACGACCAGACCGCUUGCUGGCGCACAUGCACGUGUUUGUGGAGCACAUUCUGGGCAAGGGCUUUGCCAGCUCCUCGUCGGAGGCCGAUCUGCAGCAUGUGGUGACCACGGAGAUCAAGGCGAGCGUGCCUGUGCUCCUGUGUGGUGUCAAGGGCUUUGACACCUCCGUCAAGGUUGACGACUGCGCCGCUGCCGCUGGAAAGGACAUUCUGCCCAUUGCCGUCGGCAGUGCUGACGCGCGACGGGAGGCGAUUGCUGCUGUGACGGCGGGCAUCUCCUCCGGCCGCUGGGUCAUGCUGAAGAACGUGCACCUCGCGCCAGACUUGCUGACCGUGGUUGAGAAGAAGCUUACGUCCACAACGCCGCACCCGGACUUCCGCCUCUUCCUCACCUCGGAGAUCAGCCCCAAGCUGCCCAUCAACAUGAUCCGCGCUGCCCGCGUGUUCCUGUACGAGGCCGCGGCGGGCGUGAAGGCGUCGGUCAAGCGAACGCUACUCAACUUCCACGACCGCGUCGACGCCGCCCCCAAGCAGCGCGGCAUGGUGUACCUGCUGCUGGCCUGGUUCCACGCCGUGACGCAGGAGCGCCUGCGGUAUGCGCCGCUCGGCUGGUCGAAGCGCUACGAGUUUGGCGAGCCGGACCUGCGCACCUCCGCUGACACCAUCGACAAGUGGAUUGAUCGCACCUCCAACGGACAGGCAAGCGUGGAUGCGGCGGACCUGCCGUGGGAGGCGAUGCGGACGCUGCUGUCCAAGUCUGUGUACGGCGGUCGCAUCGAUAACGAGAUUGACCAGCGCCUCCUCGAUGCCUUUGUCGACCAGUUCUUUACACAGAAGAGCUUCUCUCCCAAGUUCUGCUUUGUGGAGGCGGGCAAGGACUCGAACGUGUCUGCCAUCAAGCCGCCAAAGGGGACCACACGCACGGAGCUGCUGCACUGGGCCGAUUCGCUGCCGGAUGGACAGCUGCCGACGUGGCUCGGUCUCCCCGCCAACGCAGAGGUUGUUCUCCUCACCAACCGUGCCAAGAUGCUCACAGUAAACACCAUGAAGCUCCAGACGACGACAGACGUGACUGCGGACCUUGGCGAGCUUGCCGAUGAAGGCGCAGCAUCAACGGCUGCGUGGAUGCGGCAGUUGCAGGAGCAGGCCAACCAGUGGCUGGGCAUCUUGCCCACCACGCUGCACAACCUCAAGCGCACAGAGGCGUCUAUCAAGGACCCGAUGUUCCGUUUCUACGAGCGCGAGACGACCAUUGGCGUGAGCCUGCUCAAGCAAGUGCGCACAGACUUGCAGAACGUCAUCCAGUGCUGCGAGGGCGAAAUCAAGCAGACCAACCACAUGAGAAACCUCAUGCACACCCUCGUACAAGGCACGGUGUACAAGACGUGGCUCCGCUACAAGGUGCCUGAGGGCAUGCCCGUGACGCUGUGGAUUGCCGACUUCUCCCUGCGCGUGAAGCAGCUGCAUGAGAUUGCGCAACACAUGGAGCGCGGCGCGUCCCUGGACUCCUUCCGCGUGUGGAUUGGCGGCCUGUUUGUGCCAGAGGCGUUUAUCACCGCAACGCGCCAGGCCGUUGCGCAGCGCAACAGCUGGCCGCUCGAAGCACUCACCCUUGCGCUGGAUGUGCGCGCGUCGGAGAAGGACGUGCCGAGCGAUGUUGAAAACAGCUUCUUUGUGACGGCCCUGCGGAUCGAGGGCGCGGCGUGCAAGAACCGCACCGUGCAUCUUGAGGAGACGCCGUUCACCAACCACGCGCUCACGAUCGUGCGCUGGGUGUACACGAAGGAGGGCGAGACAGACCUGCCCACCUCGGUGCAGAUACCGCUGUACCUGAACGUGACGCGCGCCAACCUGAUUGCGGUGGUGCAGUUUCAGCCGCAGGGGGUGGAUGAUCCGCAGGUGUUUUACCGCCGCGGCGUUGCCCUCAUGUGCUCCUCGCUCACAGGCGUCGUUGCCUAGCGUGCGUGUGUGUGGGUGUGGGUGUGGGUGUGGGUGUGUGGGUGUGUGGGUGUUAGCUGAAAGGUUUGUGUGUUUACUGGUUUGACAUGGUUGUGUUGUGGUUGAGUUGUUUGACAACCUGGGUGUUUGUUGGGAGUUUCAAAACAGCCAGUUGGCGCAGUUACUGUGAACCCUAGGCUGUGUCGUUUCCUUCUCUUCACCCCACACACGGCUGGUGUGUGAUGAGUUUCCCAUGUGUUGUGCAUGUACUCUGAUGGCUGUGCUUUGUUGGACUUUUUGCUUUGUGUUCGUAAUCAGCGAGAGAAAGAGAAAGCACACAACACAAAAACAGGAACGGCAAGCUUCACACAUGUAAACACGGAGGGGGGG